This is a messenger RNA of Xenia sp. Carnegie-2017, 2912 nucleotides long. RefSeq lists its product as uncharacterized. The record is from RefSeq and is a predicted model, not a curated record. The coding region runs from base 97 to 2688 and encodes 863 amino acids. Gene Ontology annotation, molecular function: protein binding. NCBI's taxonomy places the organism in Eukaryota, Metazoa, Cnidaria, Anthozoa, Malacalcyonacea, Xeniidae. The transcript is spliced from 17 exons.
AUUGAACUUUCCUCAACGAACUUUAAAGCGAACACAAACAAUGGAGAGGAAGAUGCGAACACAACUAAAGAAUUCGAGGGGAUUUUCAAAACAGGUAUGGUCGAUAAGGAAGCUAAAUUGCUUGAGAAUCAGCUGAAACAUCUCCAAAAUAGAAAAAGAAACAAAGAACUGGAACUUAUGGAGCAUUUUAAAAGUGAUACCGAAAAUCUUCUGCUCGACGAAAUUACUCUCCAGUCGCUACUGCUACGAGAUUAUGAACAGUUCAUCAAAGAUGAAAGGGAAAGGAAUGCAAAGGAAUUUGAAUCGUUAUCAAGUACCCCUUCGACUUUACCGAAAGUUGAAUUGUAUGAUGUUGGUAAAGAGCGGCCAGUAUCUGCUGUCGAACUCCGAAAUAUCCAGGAUAAUAAUGUGUGUUUAGAAUCAAUUAUUGAUUUAGUACAUCCAGUUAGUGAGCAAAUGAAAUACGCGAGAGAAAUGAAGUCAAAUGGUAUGAGUAUUUGGGAUAUGGAGUCAACAAUGUCCGAUACAAUACAUUCAUGUCAAAGAAAUCAUUCUGCUGCAUCUCUCUCGUCGUUUUAUGAUGGUUUGGACAGAAAAUUUGAUAAUAUACAUUCAUUAAAGUUUACUGAACCUGACUUGAAACCAGAGAUGAAAGCCAGUGACUAUACUGUCCAUUUUCCUCAUCAAUAUUGCAAUCACGAUUCAGAUUUAAAAGAUUACAAAACAUCUGGACCUGUAUUACCUGACUCCGUCCGCUACAAGUGGACUGACGAUGGUUUUGGCAACAGGACGUACUUAAAAAAGCGAAACCCAAUAGAAAAAAAAUCACAUUCGUCUCAAAGAUCGUUUUCUCCUUUACUUGAUUGCGAUGUUUCCAUGGUUACAGGAGAGCGGGGCUUGGAUGAAAAAACACUGGCAUCCAUGAUAGUUAUAAGGCAUUUAGGAAGCAAAGAUCGACGCAGCGACAACGUGUUUUCCACUCGAUCUUAUCCUGUUUAUAAGUUGGACGAAUCUGUUCAUUUUCAUCCAUCUUUGGAAGACUCAAGUGAGGAGGGGGACAAAUCUCGACACAACGUCGAAUAUCUUCCUUUCUGGAAGCAGAUACUUGCUAAAAGAGCUGUUGCAGCUCAAGAUACUUCUAAAGGAGAGAAGUUGAAUGCAGAUUGCAGAAUUGAUGUAAAGGAGAAAAGAAGUGAAAAAUGUUCAACUCAACCUCAAAACGUCUUGAGAGAAAUGUUUUCUAAUCUCUCUCCCCAAAAAAGAGAAAAUUACAAUGUGGGUACCAGCUCUCUCAGUGUAAGGGCACGAUCUAUAUCACCAGUACCAAGGCGACGACAAUUUCCAACACCAAAUAAUAACGCAUCACGUCAUCUACGACCUGCUCCGAGUCCUACCCCGACUCACAGUCGACCUACAUCAGCAAGACGUUCUGAUAAAGAUAACAUAUCGUCUGCCAACUUCUCGUUGGAACUUAUGGAUGACUACAAACGUCAACGUGAAAUAUGGGCAGCAAUUAACAUCCAAAGAAUUUUUCGUGGUCAUAUAUCACGGAAGUAUGUAAAGUCUCUCAAGCAAGCGAAGAAGGAUCGCUUAAGAAAAGCAGCAGUAGCCUUACAGAGCACAUUUCGUGGAUAUUUGGCGCGAAAAAGAUUAAUGAAGGAAAACUUGCGGAAUUAUAAACCAAGCGUGCGUGAUUUGCUAUGGGCUAGACAAUAUAAAGAAAAACUUAAAGAAAAGGAAAUGAUGAGGCAGAGAAAGAAUAUGGGUAUUUUACGAAAGCUAAACAGAGAAUUUGAAAAACAUCAAGAACAAAUUUCUAGUGUUACUGCUUCAGACAUGAUUCGUGUUAUCUUUAACCCUCCAAAACCUUCAAAAUCUCAAAUGAAAGCAGCUGCAAUAACCAUACAAAGAUAUUUUCGUGGUUGGUUUGUUAGAAAAUCAUUGUCUACUGUGAAGAAAAGGGUUUUGAAGCGAACUUUUUCUUUCUCAAAGUUUAUUAAAUCUUAUCAAAACCUCAUUCACCGGAUUCAGAAACGAUACAAAUAUGAUAGUCCAUCUUCUACAUUACAGUUUCACGAACUUGAAGAGUAUGUCGACAGAUUAUUUAAAUAUGAAAUCGCUUUUGGUAAGAUAGCCGAGAAUGGAAUUUUGAGGUAUGAAGAUGUUUUAAGAUAUUUUAACGAAUGCGGACACAAUCCAUCGGAAAAAGAAGUACACGAUGCGAUUACUAUGGUGAUGAAAGAUACUUCAAAAGAACGAGGUUUGAGAAAGGCUGAAGCAGUUGAAGUCGUAUUCCACAUAUAUAUACCUAAAGGCACAGGACUUACUUUGGCUGAUGUUCGUAAAUCGUCCUGGAUGAACCCUCUCGUUAAUGGACAAGACGUAAAUAAAGUUCUCAGCAAAAAGGACUUAAAAUUUACUAGCCUAGACAAAGUUUUUAAAAUGAUUGCUGACUCGCGAAAAGAACGCAGUCUAGCUGAGGAAUCAACACGAGAUCCUCACUCUCAGAUAGUGUAUCAUGCUAACAAGAAGAGAGAAAAUCCUUUUCUUGAAAGUGGAAAGAAACGGUCACAGCAAUCGUUAGGCAAGUCUGCGGGAGGAGGAAAUGAUACUAUUUCUCAUCGCCUACAUGUACCAAGCAAACCAAACGAAAAGAAGCAAUCUGGAAAAAGAAGACCAGGGAAAUGAAAGAAAUGAAUUUUCUUAUGGAAUCUUUGUUUUGUCCAAGAGAUUUUUUUUCCUUUUUGAGUGAAUCAUGAAGAAAUUCUGGUGUGUGGGAUGCUUCCAGGCUGUUGUCAUUCGUAAAUAUACAUACAUUGUCUGUAUAAAAAAAUUAUUACAAAUUUCAUUUAUUAGAUUGUUAGCUUUCUAUUUUCUGUAAUGUUUGGUUUAUUAUAUAAGAUGAUGGCGUA